UAGUAUCUGAAGUCCAUAUAUCUCCUGGUGUUCUUCUGGAGCACUCUGUGCCUUCUUCCUGUGUGGUUCCUUCUGACUCAUUCAGUUUAUCAAGUGAUAAUGUGGCAACAACUGUCCAAACAGCUAACAAUGUUACAAACCCAGUCCUUCUUGAAGAACAGAUUCAAGCAGAUAUUCCAGUUGCCUCUUUGAAUGUAAUUGAAGACAAGACUUCAGUUACACCAAGUGUUGCUGUGGUUGAUGCUGAGACACAGAGAACAAAUGAACCGAAGAGCCACCUUGAACAAGCUGUUGCAAACCUAGAAAUCAAGCUUUGCACUGCUGAAGAAGAAAAAUUGAAAAUUAAAAAGGAAUUAGAGUAUUUACUUGAAAACCACAGUGUUCUAGAAAUGGAUUUCUUGAAGGAAAAGAAAGAAAAAGUAAUUUCACAUCAAGAUCAUUACAAGACUCUCCAGGAAAAGCAUAAACAGGAGUUAGAAGACAUGAGAAAAGCUGGACAUGAAGCCUUGAGUAUUAUUGUUGAAGAAUUCAAGGCACUGCUGCAAUCUGCAGUUCAACAGCAAGAAGCAGCUAUUGAAAAACAGUACAUACUAGAAAUUGGAAAACAUUCUCGCAAAUGUGAAGAACUUCUUAAUGUUCAGCAUCAGCGACUUCUUGACAUUUUGGAAGCAGAGAAGGAAGUGUUGUCAGGAAAGAUAGAAGAAGCUUUGAUGAAGCAGUCACAAAAACACAAGGAAGUGCUUGACAAAUGUUUAGAUGAAGAAAGACACAGAAGCAGGGAGGCUGUGGCAGCGGCUGUAAAGGCUGAAAAAGAAGUACUACAGGAGGCUAUUCUGAGAGCAGUAGAGGAGGAAAGGAGAAAUAUGGAGAAGAUUCGUGCAGAAGAAAGAAAAAAGUGGGAAGCAGAAUGUGACAGACAUAAAGAGUAUAUUGCUCAGGCUGUUCAGGAAGCCAUGCAAGAGGAAAGAAGACGUAAUCAAGAAAUUGUCAAGGAAGCAUUAAUGGAGGAGCAAAAACGAGGUGAAAGGGCAGUUGAAGAAGCAGUGAAGAGGACAAGAGAAGAACUGAUGAAAUAUAUUCAAGAGCAGAAAAGGAUGAACUUUAUUGUGCAGUUUUCAUGCACACAAAGGUCAUUAACUUUUUCUCUCAACCUGUAUUAUAUGACAGCCUGA
Molecule: messenger RNA, 1172 nt
Organism: Apaloderma vittatum (bar-tailed trogon)
Lineage: Eukaryota; Metazoa; Chordata; Aves; Trogoniformes; Trogonidae
Gene: CCDC91
Product: coiled-coil domain containing 91
Exons: 10
Biological process (GO): Golgi to lysosome transport
Cellular component (GO): trans-Golgi network
Source: RefSeq, a predicted model, not a curated record